CAUGAAUGCCAAAAAAUUAAACUAAUGUCCCUUACUGAGGAUCAGUUCGAGUGCGUGAUAUUAGUGUGCAGUUUGCAUUCCCCAAAAUAUGCCGAAAUCAGAACCAGAAUGCUUGGUAGGUUAGAACAAGACUCAGAGGUCGCAUUACAAAAUUUGUUUGCUGAAGCAGAGAGGAAUAGGAAUUUUAAGCGAGAGACAUAUUUAUUGGAGGAUUUAUGGUUGCAUACUGGUGCUAUUACUGUCCAGCAAGUUUCCAAAGGAAAGACUUCAGCGAAUGAGUACGAGAUGUGUCCACAGGCUUAACCCCCAUCUUUUUGCUGGCAACGCGGAGGUUGGCAAUUUGUGA
Dicrocoelium dendriticum is the source of this 346-nucleotide messenger RNA. The record is from the annotation of a GenBank genome assembly. NCBI's taxonomy places the organism in Eukaryota, Metazoa, Platyhelminthes, Trematoda, Plagiorchiida, Dicrocoeliidae.